This is a messenger RNA of Eriocheir sinensis (Chinese mitten crab), 2290 nucleotides long. RefSeq names its product phenoloxidase 1-like. Gene Ontology annotation, molecular function: oxidoreductase activity. The transcript has 15 exons. NCBI's taxonomy places the organism in Eukaryota, Metazoa, Arthropoda, Malacostraca, Decapoda, Varunidae. The record is from RefSeq and is a predicted model, not a curated record. The coding region runs from base 115 to 2139 and encodes 674 amino acids.
UAAGCAAGGGACGAGGCUGCCUGCUGUUCACUCACUCGCUCCUGCUCGUCGGGAUUAGACAAGUUCCCUGGUCCGCCACUUCUCCAGGAAAGAUCACAACCCGCACAGACCACGAUGGCGAGCGAUCAGAAGGUGGCCUUGGACUUGUUCCAGCGGCCCUACGAGAGCCGCCCUAUCGACGAGGCAACCCCCAUGGGAGGAGGACCGCCGCCCCCCGGCCCGCUGACCCUCGCCCGCUCCAUCCCGCGAGGCAGCGUGUUCUCGUCUUUCUUAGAGAGUCAUCGCCUCGCCGCUAAGGAGCUCUGUGACUACCUCAUGCAGGCCAGCAAUGUGAGGGAGCUGAGCCUGAUGGCCGAAGGGGUGCGCGAAGUCCUCAACGAGAAGCUCUUCAUCUACGCAGUGUCCUCCGUGAUCCUGACGCAGCCGGAGAUGAGGGCCCUACAAAUCCCCAGCAUCGUGGAGGUGUUCCCGUCCAGCUUUGUGCCACGGACCACCCUGGCCGCUAUGGAACAGCAGGCCCGGCAGCCCUCCACAGCUUUUGAAAGCAAUGCCACAGCCCAGGAUGCCAUCAUAACAGAGUACGGCCCGGAGUGGUCCAGCACCCACCUAAAGCCAGAGCACCGUGUGGCCUACUGGCGCGAGGAUUAUGGCAUCAACGCCCACCACUGGCACUGGCACCUUGUCUACCCUACCGGCAUGAACAUGGAGAGGGACCGCAAGGGAGAGCUCUUCUACUAUAUGCACCAGCAGAUGCUCGCCCGCUAUGACAUGGAUCGGCUGAGUGUUGGCCUGAGCCGUGUGGAGAAGCUGGCCAACUGGCGCAUUCCUAUCCCUGACGGCUACUUCUCCAAGCUGACCCUGGACAACUCGGGUCAGAUGUGGGGCUCCAGGCAGGACAACACUCUGGUUCAGAAAUUCAGACGGGAUGGGCUCAUGCUGGAUGUGACUGACUUGGAGAGGCAGCACAGCCGACUCAUGGAUGCCAUUCACCAGGGUCACCUAAUUGAUCGUGAAGGCAAGCUGGUGAAGCUGACAGAUGAGGGCGUGGCUCCCAAAAGGCGGGGAAUCGUCCUGCUCGGGGAUGCCAUCGAGGCAGACCGCAAACUCGGCCUCAACAGCCCCUUCUAUGGAAGCCUCCACAACCAGGGCCACAUCAUCAUUUCAGCUGCCCAUGACCCAGACAAUGCUCACAAGGAGAACCUUGGCGUCAUGUCGGAUUCCUCCACAGCCAUGAGAGAUCCCGUGUUCUACCGUUGGCAUAAGUACAUUGACGACCUGUUCCAGGAGUACAAACUCACACAGCCGCCCUACACCAUGGAGCAGCUGUCCGUGCAGACAGUGACGGUGACAGGAGUGGAGGUGGAGAGUGCAGACCGCAAGAACAUGCUCACCACUGGUUGGAACACUCAGGACUUUGAGGCAAGCCGCGGACUGGACUUCAAUUCCAGUAGGCCAGUGAUGGUGCGGCUGACCCACCUUGAUCACUGGCCCUUCAGAUAUAACAUUAAGGUGGAGAACGAAGAAAAAGUAGCCAAGGAAGUUACCAUCCGCAUCUUCAUGGCUCCAAAGUUAAACGAGCGAGGGGUUGAUAUGAACUUCAUGGAGCAGCGCCUUCUGUGGGCCGAGAUGGACCGCUUCAAGCAGACAUUGAAGCCAGGCACAAACACUGUCAGGCGGGAGUCAUCAGACUCAUCCAUCACAAACCCUAAGGACUUUACCUUUGGGGACCUUUUAAACCGGCCAUUAUCUGACAAUCCAGGAGCCCCAGAUGAUAACCUGUUAAACAUCUGUGGGUGUGGCUGGCCUCAACACAUGCUGCUGCCCCGUGGUAAGCAGGAGGGGAUGGACUUCCAGCUGCUUGUCAUGGUCACUGACUGGAAACUGGAUGAGGUCGCACAGCCAGCUGGGAGGCGCUCGUGUGCCAAUGCUGCCUCUUUCUGUGGCGUCCUGGACGCCCUCUACCCUGAUGCACGUCCCAUGGGCUUUCCCUUCGACCGCCGCCCCAUGCCGAUGCUGAAUGGCCAGAGCCUGGAUAGAGCCGAGGACCUGACCAGAUUGAGUAACGUGGCCAUGCAGGAGAUCCAGAUCGUCUUCACCAACGCCCUGCUGACGCAGCAGGAACACUUGUUUACUGUUUAAUGUGGAUCCUGAAAAAAUGUUAAAUAACUUAUAAUUAUGAAUGGAUCCCUAUUGCAAUUGAUAACUAUAUUUUGCUGUUAUGUCUAUUAUAAUGAAUAUAAUCUGUUAGCAAUGUAUACUAGUUAUAUAAUAAUAUAAUCUUGGCAAUGUA